Messenger RNA from Cajanus cajan (pigeon pea), 975 nucleotides. Its product is annotated as ras-related protein RABF2b. Gene Ontology annotation, molecular function: GTPase activity; GTP binding. Lineage: Eukaryota; Viridiplantae; Streptophyta; Magnoliopsida; Fabales; Fabaceae. The record is from RefSeq and is a predicted model, not a curated record.
AACUAGCCAAGUCCCCUGUCAGAAAUUUAGCUUCUAGUUUCUUUUAUCAUAAACUUCUCUUUCUUUUUCUCCAACUUCUACAAUUUCUUUCUUUCUGUUCAACCUAGCUGGCUAGCUAGUGCUAUGGCAAAGCAGGGGAAUAAGAUCGUUCAAGCCAAGCUGGUACUUCUUGGAGACAUGGGAACUGGAAAGACCAGUUUAGCAUUAAGAUUUGUAAAAGGAAAGUUCUUUCCUAAUCAGGAACCAACCAUAGGAGCUGCUUUUUUCACACAAAUAUUAUCAUUAUCUGAAGCGACUGUGAAGUUUGAUAUAUGGGACACAGCAGGACAAGAACGAUAUCACAGUUUGGCUCCUAUGUACUACCGUGGUGCUGCAGCAGCAAUUGUUGUCUAUGACAUCUCAAGCGUUGAUACGUUUGUUCGAGCCAAAAAAUGGGUUCAGGAAUUGCAAAGACAUGGAAAUCAGAAAUCGGUGAUGGCAUUAGUAGCAAACAAAUGUGACUUGGAGCCAAAGAGAGAGGUUGAAGCUGAGGCAGGGGAGCAAUUUGCUCAAGAAAAUGGAAUGUUCUACAUGGAAACAUCUGCCAAGACUGCAGAGAAUAUCAACGAGCUUUUCUGUGAAAUAGCAAAAAGACUAGCUAGAGUUUUGCCACCAAAGCCUACCGGAAUGAAGUUGAACAGCGAUAUACAAGAUAGAGGGAGAAAUUAUUUUUGUUGCUCAGCAUGAUGAUAUUCCUACCUAAUCAAUCACAGAGAAAUAAUGGCACCAAGAUAGACGACUGGACGUUGAAUCACUGCUACUCUUCCCUCGUAAUUUACAUAUCAUCUGGAAUCUUGUUCAUGUACUAUAUUUGGGUACAUGUAUAGUUUCCUUCCUAGUUGGAUGCGUUGUUUUUUAAUAAAGAAUUUCACAUGUAUUCAAAUUAAAAUAUAUUGGUUUUCAGUUGAGCUAUCAAUUUAAAUCAUGUUUGGUCCU